AUGGAGAUUGUAGGACUCAUCCAAAAUGCAAUAAUUAAAGCUCUUUUUAAUAUUCUUCUUGUCAUUACUUUAGUUAAAGGAUUGGGACAAACGACUGAUCAAGAACCAGAAUUUCUACAACCUUUGGACAAUCUUACAGUCACACAAGGACGUGAUGUAUCAUUCACAUGUGUAGUUAAUAAUUUAGGUCAAUACAGGGUUGCAUGGAUAAAAUCAGAUUCUAAGGCAAUUUUAGCAAUUCAUACACAUAUGGUUGCACUUAAUCCUCGCUUAUCGGUAACACAUAAUGGACAUAAUACGUGGAAGUUGCACAUUUCACAUGUUCAGUUGAAUGAUAGUGGAAGUUAUAUGUGUCAAGUGAAUACAGAUCCUAUGCGAUCACAGUCAGGACACUUGGAUGUUGUUGUACCACCAGAUAUCCUCAAUGCAAUCGAGUCAUCUGGAGAUGAAAGUGUGACAAAUGAAGGAGGAAAUGUACAAUUGUUAUGUCAAGCGACAGGCGUUCCUGAACCAAGUGUGCAAUGGAGACGAGAGGAUGGUAAAGACAUUGUUGUUCGGAAUGAAGGCAGAGACAAGCAAUUUCAAAAAGCUAUCGAGGGCGAAAGAUUAUCGUUGAGUGGUGUUCAGAGAUCAGAUAUGGGUGGAUAUCUGUGCAUCGCAUCCAAUGGAAUUCCACCUAGUGUAUCUAAGCGUUAUGAUGUUCAAGUGAACUUUCCUCCAUCAGUCAAAGCCGUUAAUCAAUUAGUCGCAGCUCCAGUUGAAAGUCAUGUUUCGUUUGCAUGUAUUGUCGAAGCAUUUCCGAAGCCUCUCAAUACAUGGUUCAGUCGUGAAGACUCAAAAUUAUAUCAUGGUGAAAAGUAUCACAUAAUUGAGUCAAUGAUUAAUUCGUUUACAUGGCAAAUGAAUAUAACAGUGAGGAAUCUACAGAAAAGUGACUUUGGACAAUACGUAUGUUCAAGUGAGAAUGCUCUCGGUAAAUCUGAUGCACCGAUACGAUUGCAAGAACUUUUGUUACCAAAGAAACCAACAACAACACCAACUCCAUAUAUUUUCACAACAGUAAAGCCACCGAGAAACAGGAAUAAACAACAGCAUAAUCAUCAACAUAAGACACAGCAUGAUGGUAAAGGAACAAAGGAUAUAAUUGGAGGACCAAAUCAAAUCCAAACGAUUCGUGAAAAUGAAGCAAAUGCUGCGAGUGAAGUUAUGACACAAGCACCAGUGAAAACGAAUGGCGAUAAGAGCAGGAAUAAUCAGCCAUCAAGUAUAAUUCCAUCACGUCCUCCAUGGGUCGUUCUCGGUAGUAACAACAGCGCGAAACUUCAAGUGAGCUUCCUCAAGUACUUCUCUGUACUUGUCAUCAUAUCACAAGUUCUAAUGGCUUGA
Chironomus riparius is the source of this 1386-nucleotide messenger RNA. The record is from the annotation of a GenBank genome assembly. NCBI's taxonomy places the organism in Eukaryota, Metazoa, Arthropoda, Insecta, Diptera, Chironomidae.